AUGCAGGUUGGGACUGCUACAUCAGUGUUGAAUCCGACUUCAGAGUAUCUAAACAGCCAAGGAACUUGGGUUACAUAUAUUCUGGUGAUUUUAGUCGUGCACUUCAUUUUGCUAUGUGUACCUUUUCUAACCACCGCUGUUGUUUGGACUUUAACUUGUUCGAUUCACAACGUGGUUAUGUAUCGUUUAUUACAUUGGGAGAAAGGAAGUCCGUAUGAAACAUUAGACCAAGGUGAAUCUCGUGUUCUUACUCAAUGGGAACAGUUUGAUGAUGGUGAACAGUUUUCACCGAGUAAAAAAUUCUUGUUAGUUGUGCCAAUUGUUCUAUUCUUACUCGCAAGUUUCUACACAGAAUAUGAUCCUCUUCAUUGCCUUAUCAAUGCAUCAUCAAUGAUCAUACUGGCUGUGCUUCCAAAACUGCCACAAUUUUAUAGAGUUCGAUUCUUUGGUAUUAAUCGCUGGUAG
Heterobilharzia americana is the source of this 465-nucleotide messenger RNA. NCBI's taxonomy places the organism in Eukaryota, Metazoa, Platyhelminthes, Trematoda, Strigeidida, Schistosomatidae. The record is from the annotation of a GenBank genome assembly.